AUGAACUCAUGGAAUCUUGAUCCGGUUUUUCUGAAGUUGUUCCCUUGGACUACUGACUUCAAUCCUAAUAACAUCAAACAAUCUUCUACUCAAUUUUGGGAACUCAGGUACAAAAUCCUCGUUGCAAGAAAAGGAUUUGCAUUCUUUGUAGUUUUGGAAUUCAAAAACCUUCCAUCGCUUUGCAACCAUUGUAAAACAAUAGGUCAUUUUGUAGAGGUUUUCAAAAAAGUUGUAAAGUACGACCUUAUUCAUGACCUUGAGGGAUGGAACAAGGCUGAUAAGAAAGUCUACAAACCAAAACAAACUUUUAUCCAGUUUGCUGAUAAGAAUUUAAUGAAAGGAAAAGAUCAAAUCAUUUCCUCUGAAGCUUGCUUAAACUCAAGUUACCGGUUGGAGAAACUAGUAGAGUUAGGAAGGAUGAAAGCUUGGUUUUCUUGGAAGAGAAACAAGAUACUCUAG
Messenger RNA from Lathyrus sativus (Indian pea), 459 nucleotides. Lineage: Eukaryota; Viridiplantae; Streptophyta; Magnoliopsida; Fabales; Fabaceae. The record is from the annotation of a GenBank genome assembly.